Messenger RNA from Cynoglossus semilaevis (tongue sole), 2237 nucleotides. It is a transcript of the gene ecd, whose product is annotated as ecdysoneless homolog (Drosophila). Gene Ontology annotation, cellular component: nucleus. NCBI's taxonomy places the organism in Eukaryota, Metazoa, Chordata, Actinopteri, Pleuronectiformes, Cynoglossidae. The record is from RefSeq and is a predicted model, not a curated record. The transcript is spliced from 14 exons. Bases 234 to 2213 code for a protein of 659 amino acids.
UUUUAGGCUAUAAUGUUUUAUUUAGUAAAAAAUAAGUAAACUGUGUGUAACGAAAAAAAAUCAAAAAAAAUUUAGAGAGUAGGAACCUUUGUUGGUGCAGUGUCGGAGUGAGUCGAGUUAAAUUUGCUGUGGGACCCAAACAGUGACAAGCGUGACAGCAACGUACAUGGAUAGUAGAAGUUUCAUUAUUUUAAUAUAAAAAGAUUUAAGCCAUCACAAGUUCUCUCUGUAGAAUGGAAACCCUGCAGAGAAGAGUGAUCAGUGAGGAUACGGUUCAGUACAAACUGUUCCUGGUCCAAACAGACGAUCCAUCGUCACAGCAGACAGAGGAACAUCUCACACAACUAGCGGAGCAGAUUUUAGCAAACGUUGCUCCGCUUUUGAUUCAAUUCAUUUGGCAGAAUCAGCCAUUUAACCUCAGAUAUCACUCGGAGAAAGGGGGCGUCCCUGCUCACAUUGGAGGCAGCACUCAGUUUGGGGAUAACGUGGAGGACGAGUGGUUUAUUGUUUACCUACUGCAGCAAAUCACGGAGAACUUCCCCCAGCUCGCAGCCAGAGUUGAGGACAAUGACGGUGAGUUUCUUCUGAUCGAAGCCGCAGAUUAUCUCCCCAAGUGGUUGAAUCCUGACACCAGCGAAAACAGGGUGUUUUUCUAUCAGGGAGAAUUACACAUCCUUCCUUGUCCGUCCAAAUCCAGUCCACUGGGAAUUGCCAAGGAUGUGGUACCCAGUGUGGCACAGGCUCUGUCGUUGCUCUACACCCAGCCUGACGCCUGCAGAGCAAGUCCAAAAAUAACUGCUGCUGUGAAGAAACGAUUAGAAGGGUAUCCAGAGAAGAUUGGAACCAAUCUCCAUCGUGCUCAUUGCUUCGUACCUGCGGGCGUCGCUCAGGUGUUGACACUAAGACCAGACCUGGUCGCUCCUGCAGUGUCAGCCUUUUAUCUGCGGGAUCCAGUAGAUCUACAGGCGUGCCGGAGCUUCAGGACGUUCCCUCCUGACACGCGGGUCUUGACCUCGGUGACGUUCACCCGCUGCCUGUACGCUCAGCUGCAGCAGCAACACUUCAGCCCCGACCGGAGGAGUGGCUUCUCUCUGCCUCCGAGUUCCCAUCCUCAGUACAAAGCUCACGAGCUGGGAAUGAAACUGGCCCAUGGCUUUGAGAUUCUGUGUUCUAAAUGCAGACUGCCGUCGUCUGAGCCCGACGCCCCCGUCAGCUGUAACCCUCAGUGGAAAGGAUUCCUGGGCAGUCUGAAGAGCAACGGCUACUUCAGGGAAGAACUGGAAGGUUCCGCUCGGUGGAGAGAACUGAUGAGAUCUGCAGAAAACUUUUUCAGACAAUCAGUGGCUUCAUCGUCAUGUGUUCUGUCUCCAGGUCAGGAGGUUCUUCAGACCCUGCGCAGCUGCAGCGCUCCCAGUGUGGAGGAGCUGAAGACGCAGGAGUCGCAGCUCCCCCAAGAGGACAGUGACAGCUGGCUGAACAUCACAGCUCAGGAUCUGGAGCAGAUGCUGCAGGAGAGGAGCAGUGGUCAGGUUCAUGUCAGCGGCCAGAACUCCAGCCAACAGAUGAGCUCGCAGGUCAGACGUGUGUCGGACGAGAAGGAGGAGGAGAAGGAGGAUGAGCAGGAGAAAGACAGCAGCUACAGCCUGGUAGCCGUCAGUCAGGGGAUGAAGAACUUCCUCAGUGCCAUGUCGUCACACGAGGGCGCUGAACUGCCCUGGAGCAGCUCCUGUCGUCCGUUCAGCCUGGAGCCUGACGUCAUGGCCGGUGCUCUGGACAAACUGCUGGGAGGUGAAGAAAAAGAAGAAGAAGAACUGGAUUCAGAUGAUCUGGAUGAGGAUGAGGAGGACGAUGAGGAGGAAGAAGGUGAAAAUGAAGAGGAGGAGUCUUUGGGCCACGAUGAGAUGAACGGAGCAGAAAGUUUGGACAGUCUGAGGAGAUACAUGGACCAGAUGGACCAGGAGCUGAUGGACACUAAUGUUGGGAAAAGCUUCAGUAAUCACAACAAGGCAGCCUCAGUUCACGCCCCCGGCUCCGACGCUCUCCCAGGAGAGGGAGGUGAAGAGGAGGAGAUCCAGCCUCUGGAUGUGGACUUGAACCUGAUCUCCAACCUGCUGGAGUCUCUCAGCUGUCAGGAAGGUCUGGCUGGACCGGCCUCCAACCUGCUGCAGAGCCUGGGGCUGCACCUGCCGCCAAACUCUGACGGCCAGCAGUGAGCCGCACAGACGGUUCUGGACGGG